GCCCGCAUGGCCCCCGUCUGCUGCCCGGCUAAAGCCCUGAUGCUCAUGUUCGCCGGCCUGCUGGCCGUCGGCCUCGGCUCCCCGGAGCCCGACGCACCCUCGGGGAACCGCGCCCGGGAGGAGCCGCCGCCCGAGAACGAGCUGCCCGCGGGGUUGGGGGAGGCCAGGGGACUGGGGCCCUCAGAGGAGCCCUCAGAGCCCAGCAGCGAGCGAGCGCACAGCAUCGACCCCCGAGAUGCCUGGAUGCUCUUUGUCAGGCAGAGUGACAGGGGCGUCAACAGCAAGAGGGGGAGCAGAGGCAAGGCCAGGAAGUUGAAGCUCGGCCUGCCGGGGCCCCCAGGGCCCCCUGGCCCCCAGGGUCCUCCAGGCCCCAUCAUCCCCCCUGAGGUACUGCUCAAGGAGUUCCAGCUGCUGCUGAAAGGCGCGGUGCGCAAGCGCGAGUGCGCGGAGCCCGAGCUCUGCGCGCGCAGCCCCACCCGGGUCCCCGCCGCCCCCCGGGAGGAGGAAGAGGAGGAGGCGGCGGCAGGGGGCGCGGGCCUGCUGGCCCUGCUGGCCGCACCCCUGGCCCUGGGCCCGCGGGCGCCGCGCGUCGAGGCCGCCUUCCACUGCCGCCUGCGUCGGGACGCGUCGGUGGAGCGGCGCGCGCUGCAUGAGCUCGGCGUCUACUACCUGCCCGACACUGAGGGCGCCUUCCGCCGCGGCCCGGGCCUGAACCUGACCAGCGGCCAGUACACGGCGCCCGUCGCCGGCUUCUACGCGCUCACCGCCACGCUGCACGUGGCGCUCGCAGAGCAGCCGAGGCGGGGGCCACCACGUCCCCGGGACCGCCUGCGCCUGCUCAUCUGCAUCCAGUCCCAGUGCCAGCACAACGCCUCCCUGGAGGCUGUCACAGGGCUGGAGAGCAGCAGUGAGCUCUUCACUGUCUCGGUAAACGGUGUCCUGUACCUGCAGACGGGGCAGUACACUUCCGUCUUCCUGGACAACGCCAGCGGCUCCUCCCUCACAGUGCGCAGUGGCUCCCACUUCAGCGGUGUCCUCCUCGGCGUGUGACUGGCCCCAGGCCCUUCCUCUCGCCGGGCAAAUGGUGCAGGAGUGUGAACAAUUUCGGGGCAGUGUCGGAGCGACAGGGGCCACGUUCAGGAGGAAGCCCACUGGAACUGCCCACACCAGCCACUGCAGGCUGCCCGGGGAGGUGACGUACAAACCCGCAGCUCCAAAACUGGAAAUGACUUCAGGAUUCCACCUUUCAAAAGGGAAAAGCCCUCCUGGGCUGUUAUUCAGGAGACGUUUCAGCGUGCCCAGGAGAACUGGCUCUGCCCCUCCUGGCCCCAUUGGGCAACUUGCGCAGGCAGCCUCAGCCUUGUUGCUAUGGCCCCACCCCACCUUUUCCAUCUUAGUGUUCUCAUGGGCUGCCUGCUGGGAGUGCCAGCCUGCAGGGGAGAGGGUGCUCAGCCUGCCCGGGUGCCCUGAGUGGAGGAGGGGCAGCCUGCACAGGGCUGAAGGCCACCCUGCUCCACGGAGAGCGAGGCGAAUGGCCUGGCUGGCUUGGGCCGCAGCCUUCCCACUGCUCCCUCAUCUCCACCUGGGGCUCCCUGGUCCCCACCUGCCCCUCUCCCAGUCACGCCUUUCGCCUGUCGUGGGCCUCAGGGCACUGCUUGGCCUGCAGGACUAUCCUUGUGGUCCCUGAGCAUAGCAGCCUCGGGCACUGGAGAGACACUGGAUGGGGGCUGAUGGGACUCUGGUGAGAUCUGGACCCCGGCAUUUCUACGGAGCUGCAGCCUCCUCUCCUGUGCAGAUCCUCGCCUAGACAAGGUUCCUUGUCCCAUCCCCCCGAGGCGCUGGCUCAGUGCUAGAACCCACCAACCAGAUGGAAGAGCUGGAACAUCCUUGCAGAUUAGGGAGGGCCAGGCCCUGCCCACCCAUCUGACCAGCAGAGCUUCCCACAGGCAGACAGCUACUCGGGGCCCGGCCAUGGCCUAGCUGGGUCCUCCAGCUCUGGUGUCCUUGAAAGCAUCUUCUCCACUUGGGUGGACAUGUGGCCCUGAGCUCAGCUGGGUGGAGAUGGUGCCAAAAAAAGAGCUGGUCUUGGGGAGGUUGGGUUCUAAGUCCUCCACGCUCCUGUAGCAGUGAUGGGGGGGUAGUCUGUUCCUAAGAAGACAAGGGUGUCUGCCUGCAGCACUUUGGGAGUUUCUGCCAUUUCUUCCAAGAUGCAGGGCCCCCCAGUGCCUGCUGAGGUUACCGCAACCCCUGUCCCUACACACACCAGGCUACAGGAAUGUGGUGGCCUGAGGGCCACACUGGUCUUGGCAAGGGCAUCUUCAGGCCUGGGGGAGAAGGGGGCAUUGGCUGCCAUCACCUUUCACCUUAACCUUGGGGUGAGCCAGUGCCUGUGGCCAGGCCUGAUGGUUCCCCCCAGGAGCCCUAAGCAUCCAGCCCCACAGUCGGCACCCGACAUCGCACAGCUGGGGGACCCCGGGCACAGUGCCUUUUGGCAGGCCUGGCAUAGUUCUCAGUAGGGCUCCUACCCGCCCUACCAGGAAGUGCCAGCUGGCCGGUGCCCUGUCUCCCCAGGCUCUUUGAUAAGGGCGGUGUGGCCACGCCCUUUUCUGGAUUUCACUUUGUAUCCAGUGGGCACAGAUAUUUUAGAGAAGCUAUCUUUUACCCUUGAAAAGCCACAGCUUUCACUUUCUCAGUGUAAGCGUGUUACACAGCAAUUUAUUGAAGUAGUUAUUGUAUAAUGUUGCCAGGUGGAAUAUUCUUAUAUACUUGUAUAAAACUGACUUUGAGAAUUAUUUUGUGAUUAUACAGAGUUAACAAAAGGCAGACCUUAAAACACAGACUAAGUCAUUUAGGCCAAGCUAAGGAGGGAGGCAUGAACUCCGGGAGAGGGGGCAGGAGGAUGGCCUCCAGCCUGUGGGGACCCUCGCCCCGCAGAAGGUGGCAGGGGAGGGCCUCGCCAGGGAGCCCGGCGCCAAGCCUCUCCCACCUCUAGGACAGCAGCGCUCGGGGAACUAGGGACACGUGAGUCAGACUGAUGCCUGGUUUGCUGUAGCGAGAUGUUUACUGAAUAAAUU
This is a messenger RNA of Camelus dromedarius (Arabian camel), 3074 nucleotides long. It is a transcript of the gene ERFE, whose product is annotated as erythroferrone. Gene Ontology annotation, molecular function: hormone activity. NCBI's taxonomy places the organism in Eukaryota, Metazoa, Chordata, Mammalia, Artiodactyla, Camelidae. The transcript has 9 exons. The record is from RefSeq and is a predicted model, not a curated record. Bases 7 to 1050 code for a protein of 347 amino acids.